Molecule: messenger RNA, 1345 nt
Organism: Sycon ciliatum
Lineage: Eukaryota; Metazoa; Porifera; Calcarea; Leucosolenida; Sycettidae
Product: proteasome subunit alpha type-5-like
Exons: 10
Coding region: 131-865 (244 amino acids)
Biological process (GO): proteasome-mediated ubiquitin-dependent protein catabolic process
Cellular component (GO): proteasome core complex; nucleus; proteasome core complex, alpha-subunit complex
Source: RefSeq, a predicted model, not a curated record
GCGCACUUCUAAUAUGGCGACGUAAACGGCCAAGCAAAUCUGGUGGAAAGAAGAUCCCAGAAGCUCAUUUUUUUGAAGUUGUGAACGUGUGACUUUCAGUGCAGUGGAUGGUUUCUUCUCACCUGCAAUCAUGUUUAUGACACGCUCCGAAUACGAUAGGGGCGUGAAUACAUUUUCACCUGAAGGUCGCAUCUACCAGGUGGAAUAUGCGAUUGAGGCCGUCAAGCUUGCCAGCACUGCCAUUGCGAUCAAGACACCAGAAGGUGUCGUCCUCGCAUCCGAACGAAGGCUCACCUCUCCAUUGAUGGUCGCAUCCGGAAUUGAGAAAAUUGUUGAAAUCGACAAGCACAUCGGCUGUGUGUCCAGUGGUAUCGUUGCAGAUGCACGUACCAUGAUUGACCGGGCACGUCUCGAGGCUCAGCAACACUGGUUUACAUACAAUGAGUCAAUGUCAGUAGAGAGUGUAUCUCGUACCGUCGGCAACCUGGCCAUGAGCUUUGGAGAUGAAGAUGAUGAGGAUGCCAUGGCACGGCCAUUUGGCGUCGCUCUUCUGUUCGGUGGUGUCGACCAUAAUGGACCUCAGCUCUAUCAUGUUGAUCCAUCCGGAACUUUCCGUGCCUAUGAAGCUAUGGCCAUUGGUUCUGGAUCUGAGGGUGCACAAACGUCGCUGCAAGAAGUUUUCCAUAAGAACAUGUCGAUAAAGGAAGCGUGCACAGCGUGUCUCACCAUUUUGAAGCAGGUUAUGGAAGAGAAGCUGAGCUCUACAAAUGUUGAGGUUGCUUGCGUCACACCUGACAAACUCUAUCACUUGUACACAAAGGAUGAAAUUGAAGAAAUUGUGUCAACGAUUGGCUCACUUGUGUGAGCUUCUGCGGCCUGCUUCUUCUUCGUAUUAAAUGCUGCACAUUGUUUUCCAAUUGCUCGAUUCUCGUAUCUGAUUUCUUUUUUUUAUCGUGUGGGCCGCCUGCCGCACUGUGGCAAGCGCUGCCGUACACGCCAUGUUGUCGCUGUGUUGGGUUUUCACUGGUUGUACCCAGCAUGCUUGCAGAUUGUAUUUGUUCGUGUUUUCAUGCGCUGCUGCUGUGUCCAGCGGAUUCCCGGAGCUGAAUGCAUUCUCGGCUACCUGGGCAUGCUGCUGCACAAUUUGUCUUUCAACUCUUUGCUCAGGCUAGCAUUUUCAUUCUCCUUGCAUAUAUUUCCUCCACUUCUGAUGUACAAAGCUGUUGUAGAUACUCCUCCAUGUCGCCUUUCAUUGCUAUCGCCUGUUUUUUAUUAUCUUGAUUACGUACAUGUGUAUAUCUGUGUUACUCGUACCCAUGCUGAACGUUAGUACAUUGUAAAUUAA